GUGUCUCGGUAGUUGCGUGGCUCUCGCCGUGGGGAUCAGUUGUGGUCGGCACUUCUCACCAGCCAGAACCUCCGGAGCGCUGUUAUGUGUUAGUUCCGGGAGAAUAUUCCGAAACCCGGUCGAAUAAGUGGUAAGAGGAAAUCAGAUAAAUUACCAUUUCUGCUGCACCAUUCGUGGCACAGAGUACAUGCUGUUAUUCUAACAACACAUCAUGUUUCACGUGUCAGUGACGACCCUUCACUGUUAACAGUGAUAUUCUUUAUAAUCUGUGCAAGAACAUCUGUGGUGUGCGUCCUGUGUUACGGCAACUUUUUACGAGGAUGUUUGUUUCUCGCCGCGUGCGUUAUCCACCUUACUGUAACGCGUUUUAAGAGUGAGGUGUUCUACUGGGACGUUAGUUUUUGGUAGUGAAACGUGUUAGUCAAACUAAAGUCUUUUAAAUUCUGAACGACGGGUUUGGAUUUAACUAAAAUUUCUUUGAAGGUGUCUUCGAAGCACGAAACAAAAAUAAAAUGCUCUGUAGGAAUGUCCUUCAUUCUGAAUCUUGUGUGAAUCUGUGCAGAUCCAAAGAACAUGCAUAAGAAUUCGAAGAAGUGAAACAUCGUCGACAGUGUUCUGUUUUUGAAGGCGCGUCAAAUCAGUGGUGAUGCCUGCGGUAUCAUCUUGCCGGACACGAUUAUUGUCACAUCCCGAAACGUCCGACACGGCUUCAGACAUCCUGAUAACCACGCUCGCUCUUGUCCUGCCACGAAUAUCGCACCAGCACAGCAGCCCUGACACGACUGGGAUCGAACUCAAGUCCCCGUCCCCCCAUGAACCGAAUGUGCACCAGCUCUGCAGACGACAUCGCGUAGCCGAGAAAGGAGUGUGAGCGACAAUGCGCGGGUUGCUGAUGGUUCUACCCGUGCUGCUCGCGACCCUCCUCCAGCCAGCGUGUUCCUCCUUCAGCCCCAAGUCGACCACUAGCAACAGCCUUAAGAAGAAUCCUGAAGUCCUGGCGACUGUGGAGGCCAGUCUGUUGUCGCUGUUUGGGUUCAAACGGAGGCCGCGUCCAGGCAAGGUGGUGGUGCCCGAAGCCAUGUUGGAGUUGUACCGGCAGCAGACUGGGUUCGACGUGGACACCUCGGCGCUGCCCCUUCCGGGCAGACACACCCGCACGGCCAACACAGUGCGCAGCUUCCCACAUGUAGAAAGCGGCGUCGAUGCAAGUUUCCCGAGUCAACAGAAAUUCCGUCUUGCCUUCGACAUAAAAAACAUCCCCAAAGGAGAAAAACUGAAGGCAGCCGAGCUGCAGUUAAACCGAGAUCCCGCGGACCCGGAGGCUGUCGGCGGCAGGCUUUCCGAAGGAACAGCGACUUCAAACCGCGUCACAGCCAACGUUGCCAGAAAAGCGAGACCAGCCGAUAGGCCAAGGAAGAAUCCGACCCGGCGCUACCUCCAGUGGGUACUGGUACACGACAUCGUGAAGCCAGGAAUCCAGGGGCGUCGUGAACCCAUAACCCGCCUCAUCGAUUCAAAAGUUGUGGACGUUCGAGACGACAAUCCCAUAAUCUUGGACGUAGUUCCGGCCGUCGAGCGCUGGAUCGAGGCAGCAAGUGAGAAUCACGGACUCCUGAUCGAAGUGACGCCCGUAGAUUCCGCAAGCGAAACGCCGGCGACUCGAAAUAACGUGCGACUGCGCCGGGCGUUAGACGAAGACGACGCAAAAUGGCUGCCGAAACAGCCGAUCCUGUUCACGUACACAGACGACGGGAAGCACCGGCCGAGGACUGGCGAGGCAAUCGUAAGUAGGUCCAAGCGCGCCCCGCAUUCCUCCAAACGCGCCGCACAGUCCAGGAAGAGGAAGGACGGACGCGAGAAUUGCCAUAGGUAUCCGCUGUACGUCGACUUCCAGGACGUCGGGUGGAACGACUGGAUCGUGGCCCCACCGGGCUACGACGCUUACUACUGCCACGGCGACUGUCCGUUCCCCUUGGCAGAUCACCUCAAUUCCACGAACCACGCAAUCGUGCAGACUCUGGUGAACUCCGUGAACCCCAGUGCGGUGCCCAAAGCAUGUUGCGUCCCCACAUCCCUCACAUCAAUCUCCAUGUUGUAUCUGGACGAGGAAAGCAAGGUGGUACUCAAGAACUAUCAAGACAUGGCUGUGCUGGGGUGUGGUUGCCGGUAAACAUUCCGGACUUCUUCCAGACUCGUCUCUACGUCACACUGUUCCGGGCAGUUCGUCCAGGUUAACACACAUGCGAGAAUAAUAAAUUGUCGAUUUCGGGUGGGCGUGUGUGUGUGUGUGUGACUAGAUGCGUUGGGCGCGACUCUUAACAGUGCCCCGUGUCGAAUAAUUUAAGAGCUUGAAUGUUGUUACGACUCUGUCUCCCGUUGUGGCCGGGCAGGAUAAUGCAAUGUAUAUAUGAGAAUGGCAACUGGUCGAGUGCCUUCCGCCUUCAUACUGCCCGGCUGGUGACGAAGCAAGCGGUGAUGAUGGACUUAGUCCACUUUCCUUGUCUGGUUAGUUGAUCUCCACAACCGAGCAAUUCCAUAAAAGUAAAAAUAUCAGCUAUGUAAUUUCAAAAAAAAAAACAAAAAAACAAAAAAAACAUGUGUCUGGAAUUGCAGAAAAGUUUUCAACAAAUUACUGCUCGAUCACAACAACGGCGGAUGUCUGGUUUCGAGUCAAACAACAACCCGAUUUCCCCGUAAACUGUUUCUCUGAUUGUUUAUGGUCAUUUUUGUUUUUUGGGUGAUGUACGUAACCAGACAUGAGCAAGAAAUGACAACUGAUGCAGACUAUCGUUCCACUCGAAACAUAAAAGUAACCGUUCAGGUCCCCAACCAGACACGUGAACUACUGUAAAUCCAAGACCCCAAAUACACGUGGAAUGAGUAGAAUCUGACGACAUGCAGACGGCCUACACUUUCUGUGGCAUUUUCCCUGACGAUGAAUCUGUGUCUCGCUGGUACAACCUCACCCAACGACUUUUAUUCUGACAAGCAACUAACGCCUCGGGGAGGGGAGGGGAGGGGAGUGGCAGAAGAAAGGCAAAUCUAUUUGGACCGAGACCAAGUGUCAAGUGUAAACAAAACCCGAGCUAAAUAAUUACCUUGUUUGCGAGCCAAGCAAACCUGACGCGAGGCUUAUUUUUCUUACGCAUUACAUCACAAAAUACGAGCGAAAGAAACCUGUAACCUGGACUAAUACAGGCCCAGUCACGUGUUCGAAGCGAUCUUCAUUUUUCCUCCUUCCACGACAAUUUAAACACUAAUAUUUGUGCUGUUUGAUCAAAAAUAGAACGCAACUGCGCGCCAGUCAGUGAGAACAUUUUACCUUAGCACUCCGACGACAAAAUUCAUGGGCGUCCUAAUUUUAAAUGGAAACGACGUUUCCGUCCUCAGGUAAAACCUAGUUUGUUGCGUCCAACCUUGCCCUGAGAUUUCUUUGCCCGCCGUAUCAUGUGUUCUAAAUAACACCUUUAUUCACAAGAAAGAUUGUGUAUAUUGUUACAUUUAGGCCAUGGGAUGAGAUAGUUCACAGAUCACAGCGUAGUUUACGUCACGAGGAAGUGCUCAGGCAGUUAAAGAACAAAUUAAACGUUGGAACUACUAAAAUAUGAACAGCUGAUCUGACGAGAAACACGUAGCGAUUAACAGAAGACAGGCUACGCGCUCGCUUAACAACCAGAAGCGUCUUUAGAUCAGUGGAUCAGAGACUCUUUCGACCAAGCCCGGAACUAAAUAUUUGUUCACGACGUGCAUACUGCCUUUUUUUUUUCUAUAGUAAACUUCGUUUUGAUCCGAAAUCUCGAAUCACUGUAACUUCAAAACCGAGUGGAUUUUCUCAGUAUCUCCUAUUCUUCUCUGCGAAGUCACGUGCAGAAAAUUUGUAUCGGAGACACGGGAAAUAUUCUGACAGGAAUUCGUUUGUGAGAAACGUUGAAUUAUACCUAAGGCCUUCAAAAAUAAAAAUAAACAAAUUACUUCCUCUCGGACCUAAGUUGCUAAUCUGCUUUGCAGUACAGUUAUGAGAGGAUUAUCCGUCCUCUGUAAGCUCAGUUUCCUCUUUUGACGAUGAGCCGACGGACGUGCAUUAUUCUCGUUCUGUCAGGAAGUGUUAACGGUCCCCUAGUUUUCUUAUGUCUUUCGACCAUCCUGGAUUCUGGUCGCAUACCGAGGGCGAGGGGAGGGCCGGGAUCUCCACUUUCCUCUCUGCGAAGGAGACGUUUAUGUGGGCAAAUAAGUGAGAAAGUAUCUUUCGUACGGAAAUAAAAAAUUAAAUCGUGGAGACGGAUGUCAGUCUGCAUCAACCUCAGGCUUCAGAAUAAGUAAAUAGCCUUGUGUUCCCAACUAAUUAUAAAUUCCAACUAGUCUACACGAUGCUUGGCGCACUGUUCAACUUUGCAGAAGCAGAACCACAGAUUUCAAAACGGGAGCAGUGAUCAAUGACCCCAUAUUUAUUGAACAAACGUCACGACGAUGACGUAGGGUCAAACGAGGCGAAGGGGUCGUUCUGAGUCCGCCACGUGUGAAUGGUCGUAGUUAAGUGAAAUGAAAUUAUCGUACCUGGAGAUGGAAUAAUAAAUAUUUAUUUUUUUAACUGUGAAUAAUGUAUGAUAGUCAUUUUUCUAGUACACUCGGUCUGUAAGUAUCAGGACAGCUGUUCGUAUGUACAGUUCUGUUGUAUAUAUAUAUAGGCGGCCUCGGCCGAAGCAGCUGUGUAAGGACGAACCUGUUCCGUCAAUAAAUGCUCUUUUGUCACUA
Molecule: messenger RNA, 4752 nt
Organism: Zootermopsis nevadensis
Lineage: Eukaryota; Metazoa; Arthropoda; Insecta; Blattodea; Termopsidae
Product: protein decapentaplegic
Cellular component (GO): extracellular region
Molecular function (GO): growth factor activity; cytokine activity
Source: RefSeq, a predicted model, not a curated record